CGAGUGUUGGGGGCCCGCAGCUGAGAACAUGCGGGAGGGGCUUUGGGAUCAGCACUGCAGCAGGGCAGCCGGCCAGCCAGCACGCAGCCAGCAGGGGAGCGGACACUUGCGGAGUCGUGGGUGCCCGAGCGAAUACGUACGACGACGUAGCAGGAUAAUUUGGUCAGCGCCCGUCUUACCUAACCAACGGAACACAGCCGAGGGGGAACCUAUGUUCGCGGCUGGAGCCAACGAUCACGGGCAGGCAUGGGGGGGUGUCCCGGGCUCGGGCAGGACGCUUGCGCGGCUUCCCUCCUCAUCGACCCAGCGGCGUAUGGCGAACCAAGGCCUGCAAGACCUGUACGAUUGGCUGGGGGGCGACAACUGGAAGUGCCGCGACGGCUGGCUGGACCCUGGAAGCGACGUGAGGGAGUGGCACGGGCUCACCAUAACCACUUCUGGCGACUUGGUGUCGAUCAACCUCAUCAGCAAUGAUCUCGAGGGAGAGAUGCCCGAGAGCCUGUGCAACCUGUACUCACUUCAGCACCUCAACCUGUCCUACAACUUCGGUCUGCGAGGUUGGAUCCCCGAGGGGCUCGGCGACCUCAUCAAACUCAAGACCCUGCAUCUGUACAGUGCUCUUUUGACAGGCGCUAUCCCCGAGUCGCUCGGCCAGUUGCAUAGCCUGGAAGAGCUCUUCCUGCACGGCAACCGCCUCACGGGCGAGAUUCCGCCAUCCCUCGGCAACCUCAAGAGCUUGCGGAAGCUGUUCCUGAACUCGAACGAUCUCGUCGGCACCGUGCCGCCGGAGCUGGGCAGGCUCUCUUCGCUCGACACGCUCAACCUGAGCUGGAAUAACCUGCACGGGGAGGUGCCCGCUAGCGUCAAGAACCUGCAAAACCUGCAGUUGCUGUCCAUCGAGGGAAACGAGCAGCUCGUGUUGUCGCGGAACUCGCACUACGGCGGACAGGCAACGUUUGAGACGAGCGGGUCGUCGAACCAAGCCUGGGAAGCCGCCGAGGAAGCGAUAGAGUUGCACACCGCCGCGCACUUGGGGGCCGCCGGCGAGGUACGGCUUCAGCAAUAGGUGCCAGCCACCUCAACCAUGGAGGAACAGCAUUCCGCUGCUCACCUGGGCUGAAGAGGAGGAAGGUCGUGCGUGUGCGCGGUGGCCCUGCCAGUUGACCACACGCGCCCAUCGUCCUCCUCCUUGUCUGCUCGUGGAUCGUCAAACGCUUUGCACCAACUGCUCCACGGACGCGCGUUUGGAGCUGUUUUGUGCUCGUUCUGUUGUUAUGACGCCGGGGCGAUGAAGAGUGUAAGAACGAUUAAGUUAAGGCUUGCGAUACCUCCAAUAUCGUUUGCCACCUCCUCGAACACACACACAGGCACCCCGCGGAGUGCACAUGUCCUUUCGUUCCGUGUGUUUUUGUGCGUUUUGGUAAGGUACGCGUCUCAAGGCCUCUGGCUUUUCUUGAGCUUUUUAGCAGCGGCCAGUAGCGGCGAGUGUCGAGCAUUUGCCCCCCACCCCCCCCUCCCCCAUCGUUUUGCGUGCUCAGGGUGUCGUGACGUGUCAAGCUGGAAGCACUCGAAGCUGCUGCGUACCAAGCCUGAUUUCAUGCUUGAAUAUCCCCCCCCGAGUUGGUGGUCGUUAGGCGGCUGUGUCAUUCACUCGGGGGCCACUGCGGUAGUAGCCUCUGGCCGUUCGAAGCCCGUGUGAGUUUUCAGACCGAUCGAACUAGAGCUGUAUCUACAUUUUGUGCGAUUUUUUCGAUACAUGCAGCUGGAUAAAAGAGAGGUGUGUGCUGAGUUUUGGUGUCGUGAGGGCGCCAGUGUGUUGGGGUGGUGGGUUGUAAGCUUGACCGCAGCCACCGUUGGAAUGGAUGGAGUAUACAUGUAUUUCUCGUUUGGGGUGCGAAAAGAAGGCUCCGAGCGUUUGAGCGGUAGGUAGUUCUUGUGUCGGAUGGGUUGGUUUCUCGAUGUCGAUGUUGUUAAUCGUCCUGGGUUUUGUCUUGCAUGAUCUUAGGGACUUGAAAGCCCCUUCGUUUUUUCGCCAGAAUUGAUCUGUGUAAAUUCAUCGUUUGUGUUGCGUUUUCCAUCUUUUGUCGCGCAACUACAGCUAACGGUUGGCACGCCAGGGCGGCGUACGUUGCAAACCAGAGACAAGGCGUGCUAUUGUUCCGUUCAGGUACACACGUUGGCGACAUUCUCUCGCCCACGGCCCUGCGUGGCAUCGUGGCGGCGCAACACACAAGCGCCGCCGCCGUUUUCUACUGUUAGUUGUUUGUUGUUGUUUGUUGUUCAUGUUGUUGUUCAUGCCGGCGCCGAUGACAUGGCGUUCGACCUUUUCUGGUAGUUUUUUCGUUUUUUUUUUGUGUGCGCGUGCGUGUUUGCGACAUCGGGUCGUGAAAUGUUGAACGUUUGAUGGAGAAAAAAAAAGAGAGGCGAGGAGGGAGGGAGAUGAUCCCACAAGCGGACCCGCAAAGUCUAGUAGCCCAGUUGUGUCAGGACUACUUCUAGAGGAACACGUGGGUAGUGGCUUAUUACAAUAAGGAAAGUUUGUUUGCCCAUGAGGCAAAAUCGGAGAAUCACCAUCACGGACCGACGAGUUUGGGCAUUUCGCACGUACGUUCUGCUGCGCACGGCCGGCCGGACAUUUAGAUUUUUCUAUGAUAUUACAACAGUGUUAAAAAACAGAAACCUUGGGUGGCAUCGUGCAUAGGUCGCCUCCGCCACUCACUGCCCCGGUGCUGCCUGGUUUUGUUUUUCGGACACCGGGGUACAUUUUUUCGAUGUGGACUUUUCAGAAAUUGUCCCGUGGCGGGUUUCAGUAGAUCACGGAGCGAGCGAUGUGAGUAGCGCUGCUUGAAAUAGUCCAUGUGUAUACUAGCAUAGCCGAGUGUUGUGUGUUAAUGAAGGGGGGGGGGG
Messenger RNA from Ectocarpus sp. CCAP 1310/34, 2907 nucleotides. Lineage: Eukaryota; Phaeophyceae; Ectocarpales; Ectocarpaceae. The record is from the annotation of a GenBank genome assembly.